AUGUCACAGGUGGACCCUCUGAGUUUGACGCUUCUGUUCAAGAAGCACAAAACUACCGUGCUUUUAAUGCUUCCGCCCCACGAGACGAUUGCGACAGCCCAGGAGAUGCUUCUCAAAGCUCUCCAAUCGCGAGGUAUCAAGGAGAUUAACGGGGAUCAAAUACCGGAAGACUUCACAGACAUUGAAUUUGGUGUUACGGUGGACAAGAACGACCUAGAACAAGGAUGGUCGAAACUGGAGAUUGCGAUGCCGGAACUCGAGAACAGCGGAACAUCCAAACGAGGUGCUGGAAAGCGGACCAGUUUGAAAGCAGCAGAUAUACGAAAUGGCCAGGUGAUCGCUUUCAGGUUUCGAAAGCCCCGUGAGCAACCCGAGAGAGAUGGCGACCUCGACAUUGACCUCGAGUUGGAGGAUCCUGGCUGGGACGUCGUUGUUCCAAGCCUUGAUGACGAGGAGGGAGAACCCAAUUAG
Molecule: messenger RNA, 471 nt
Organism: Aspergillus lentulus
Lineage: Eukaryota; Fungi; Ascomycota; Eurotiomycetes; Eurotiales; Aspergillaceae
Source: RefSeq, a predicted model, not a curated record